CCGUGGCUGAACCCGUCAAGCUUUGCUGGGCUACGCCACGAUCAUGUCCUUGUUUGAUCUGAGGCGUAUACUCGCUACCACCAAUAAAAGCCAGCCCUCGGCUGCCGGUAACCAAGCACACCCCUCCACAAGAGCCCACCCGACGUCAAUGUUUCAUUCCUCCUCCACCAUCACCACCACCUCCUCCUCUUCUUUCCGUGAUGCUACACUUUUCCCUCCGGCCAGCUGCACCACCGCCACGCAUGCUGUUGAUGGCGCCCCACCCCGUGGCUUCAUCGAUGUCAAUGCCUCCGGCUUCCUUCCCUCCUCUGCUUCUUCUUCGUCCUCCCUCCGUCCUCGGUCUCUCCCCAGGAGCAGCAGCAGCCACUUGCUCCCCGUCUACCACCCUACCACCCAUCCCUUCAAGCCGAUGCCCUUUUCUUUCCCUCUCCAGCACCAACCCCGUCACCAGAAUCCUCCGCCAGAACUCGCCUCGCCGUCGAGCCCGCCCUCCUCCUCCUCCUGCGACUUUCCUCACUUCAAAGCCUGUCCCGUGAGGCGCGUCUUCAGCACCGGCGACCUCCAGAGGUUGACUGGAAUGGUGGUGUCUGGGGAGAAUCAUAAUCAGGAAGGAGGCGAGAUUGCUGCGAAAGCGGCGCGGUACAAACCAGAGGAGAGGAAGGAGCGGAUCGUAAGAUAUCGGAGCAGACGCAAGCAUAGGAAUUUCCACAAGAAGAUCACUUACGCGUGCAGGAAGACAUUAGCCGACAGCCGGCCACGGGUGAGGGGCAGGUUCGCGAGAAACGGCGAGACAGACGGGAGGGUGGAGGUGGAAACGGAUGCGGCCGAGAACAGCUGCGAACAGGCGGACGGCGGCAGAGAAGUGGGCGACGGGAGUGAUCGGUCUAGGGCGGUGCCGACAGCCGGCGAAGAGUACGACGACGAGGACAUCUGGGCCGCUAUCUCUGACGUCCUUUCCAUGAAUCUUCUCUCCUAAAAUAAUGAAAAGAAUAAGAUAAUAGAGAGAGAACAAAUGAUAUGGUGGGACUGGCAACUGUACGUAGUUGCAGUAGUAGUAGCAGCAGCAUGUUUACUUUC
This is a messenger RNA of Musa acuminata subsp. malaccensis (wild Malaysian banana), 1077 nucleotides long. RefSeq names its product two-component response regulator-like APRR7. Gene Ontology annotation, cellular component: nucleus. Lineage: Eukaryota; Viridiplantae; Streptophyta; Magnoliopsida; Zingiberales; Musaceae. Gene Ontology annotation, molecular function: DNA-binding transcription factor activity; protein binding. The record is from RefSeq and is a predicted model, not a curated record. Gene Ontology annotation, biological process: regulation of flower development.